This is a messenger RNA of Dromiciops gliroides (monito del monte), 3898 nucleotides long. It is a transcript of the gene LRRC20, whose product is annotated as leucine rich repeat containing 20. NCBI's taxonomy places the organism in Eukaryota, Metazoa, Chordata, Mammalia, Microbiotheria, Microbiotheriidae. The record is from RefSeq and is a predicted model, not a curated record. The coding region runs from base 201 to 758 and encodes 185 amino acids. Gene Ontology annotation, molecular function: protein binding. The transcript is spliced from 5 exons.
CGACCGCUUGUGCCCCGCCCCUUUCCCCCGCCCUCCCGCCGGCUUCGGAGAAGGGGGCGGGCGGCGAAGCGAAGUGCGGCGCAGCGGUCGCCGGGGGCCGGAGCCAGUCUCGCUCAGCAGGUACUCUCAGCCCUCCUUGCUGAGUGGCCGAUCGGCUGUGGUGGUGGCGGUGCUUCUCUGACAGAAAGGACUGUGGCUGCAUGCUGAAGAAAAUGGGUGAAGCUGUUGCCAGAGUUGCCAGGAAGGUGAAUGAGACGGUGGAAAACGAGUCAGAUACUUUGGACUUGGCCGAGUGUAAGCUGGUCUCCUUCCCCGUGGGCAUCUACAAGGUACUCCGGCAUGUCGCCGGGCAAAUCCACCAUAUCAUCCUGGCCAACAACGAGCUGCAGUCCCUCACCAGCAGGUUCAUGACCACGUUCAGCCAGCUCCAAGAGCUCUACCUGGAGGGAAAUGCCCUGCACCGCCUCCCUGAUGAAGUCAGCACCCUACAGCACCUCAAGGUGAUUGAUCUGUCCCGGAAUCAGUUCCAAGACUUCCCAGAGAAGCUCACUGCCCUGCAGGCCCUUGAGACCAUCAACCUAGAAGAGAAUGCUAUUGUGGAUGUUCCCAUGGAGAAGCUGGCAGCCAUGCCAUCGCUGAAAAGUGUCAACCUGCGGCUCAACCCCCUGAAUGCUGAGGUGCGAGUGAUUGCCAGGCCCCUGAUCAAGUUCGACCUUCUUGUGUCCCCCGAAGGAGCCCAGAGCGAUUCAGCCCAGUAGGGGGCUCAGCCUUGACUGGACUUCAUGGACGGAGCUGAAGAUGCCUGGCCCCUGGGCCCUGAGUGGGAACUCCAGUGGGCACCGAGCCUGCCUUCAGCCUCCAGCGAGGACCAGGAUGGGCUGUGGAGUCACUGGGGGAGGGUGUGGGCAUGACUGGGGAGGGAAGGCUGUGUGUGUGUGUGUGUGUGUGUGUGUGUGUGUGUGUGUGUGUGUGUGUGUGUGUGUGAGGGUGGGGGUGGGAAUCGCAGCAUUUGGGAGAUAGGUGUGUUAGCAUUGUAGCAGUGGUGAAGGGCAUGUCUGAUGGAGGGAGGCCUGCCUAGGCUGGCUUCUGUCUCUCUGGGCUGAUUCUGGUCCCAGUGGGAAGUGGCUGGCCCUGGGCACCAUCCCUGUCUUCUUCAAGCCUCCGGCCUCGUCUGGCUAAAAGGGAGGCUCUUGUCAGCUUCUCUUCCCCAGCACACUCUAGGAAGUAGCUGGUGACUCCAGAGCUAGGAAGGGUUCUCUGGGAAGAGACAGGGGGUGUAGUGGGAAGUGUCCUAGGGGCUCUGCUUCCACUCCUCCUCCCAGAACUUCUAGCUUUGGGCCCCGAGGCUGCUCCCCGGGGCUGAGAUGAGGGGAAUCUGCUCGCCCUCCCUACCUCACUGGCCCCCAUGAGAAGAGCUGCAUCUGAAUGUGCUUUUACGGUUCUCCUGCUGCUGGGUGGUUUGGGAGCGAGGCAAGGUCGUCCCUCACGCCCUUCAGCUUGUCAGGUUUCAGGCCCAGGAAGUGACAGCACAGGCAGUUCUGCUGCCUCCCCACCUCAGGGUGAAGACACGGAGGGUACUUCUUGGGAGGGCACAUCUGGCCUCUCUCAUCCCUCCCUAGCAUUUCAUAUGGUUCUUGUGAAUCUCAAAGGAGAUCCUUAGUGAGCAUCAGUAAGUCCUUCCAACAUGCCAGCUCUGGGUCUGUGACAGUCACUGCCCUCCAGGAGUUUACACAAGUUCUGGGGAGCCAGGUCCACAGAGAAGUAUGUUCCAAUCUAUACAAAGUCGAUCUAAGUCAAUGGGACUAGAGGAAGAGGCGGGGAAGGCCACAUUUAGGAGGGGACAUUCUGAGAAGCAGAGGUGAGAGGGAGGGCCUUCCAGGCAUGGGGCACCACCGGGGCAAAGGCAUGGCGAUGGGAGAAGGCAUAAGGAACAAGGAGAGUGCCUUGCAAGCAUUGAAGCACCACAUCAAGUCAGUGGUUAGUUCCGGCAUCAUCUCCACCCUGAUCAGGUGUGCUCCCACAUCAUUUACAGCUGCCCAGAUGGGCAUAAACCCAGAAGACAGCGCCCUGACCAUCUGCUCUGCAAGCUGGACAUCAUCUUCCUUCCUAAGGCCCAGUGAUGGCCACCGAGGCAGGAUGGCGCUAGGAGUACUGCACCUUUAAGCCUGACUGGCAGCCCCUGGAGCACGCCCCUGUCACUGCUCUGUGAGGCUUCUGCAUGACCCCUUGAGCCCUAGCUCUGGCAUCAUCAAGUGUACCACCUUUCAGCUUUGAAACCCUUUGAGGUCUCUAGAAAGGGGAGCUGUCCAGGCCUUCAGAACCUGCUUGAAUCCAAAUCCCCAGGAGGCCGGGAAGGGCAACGUCCAGAGCCCCCAGAUCUUAGCCUCCUUCUGUCUGCUUUUCAAGUGGAUCUGGAAGAGACGCAUCCCCAAGCAUUGACCCAGCAUGUACCCCCAGAGGCAGCGUUAGCCCCAUGGCCCCCAGGCCUACUGGGAGGGCCACCAGUGGAUCCUGGUCAUUGGUCACCUUUGGCCUGGGGGCAUAUCCUGGUGCCCUCAGGAGGAGAAAGGCAUGAAGGGGUAUUGGCACAUGCUCUGUGUUGACUUGGGAGCUCACCUUCCCCUGCAUUCUUUCUUUAUAGACCUACAGCUGUAGUAGAGAAUCUGACUGGGCUGUUACUACUGGUGCCUACCAUGGUGAGGGGUGAGGGGGCACGUCCCAGACCUCUGCUCUUUGCAGUCCCACUCCCAUUGCACAUUCUCCUUCCAGCCUGCCAGCCCCUGACUUACUCUCAUCAGUGCCAAGACUCUGGCCUUCUUGAUGCCCCUCAAUACCUCCCCACUCCUCACAAAGUUGCUCCGGAAUAACCGUCUCCCCCGCCCCCCACCUCAGUUGCCCUCCCCCACCCCCAUCGUCCUCUGCCUUUGUCCCUGAACCACUAGAACAAAACCACCACUCACUUGUUCCUGUCACCCUUGGAAUGCGUGCCCCCUGAGGCAGGGGCUGGGCUUGGUUGGGUUUUGUGUCCUGAGUGCUUAGCGCAGUCUGGCACGUAGUAAGCCCUUAACGAGUCCAUGCUGACUGGGUGUUGGCUGCCAUCCCAUUGCUGCCUCAUAGACCUCCCUGCCCCCCUCCCCCACUCUGGACCACAGCUCCUUCUCCUGCCUCCAUCUCCAGGGUCUGACAGGUGAGGCAGAAAAGGCAAUGGAUUUGGAGCCAGCCAGCCUGGCCCAGGGCCCAGCUCUGCCCCUCACGUCCCAUUUCUGUGGCCUCAGUCUGCAUCUGUGUAGCAUGAGGGGAUUAAACUCAAUGGCCCCUCCAGCUUGAAAAUGCUCUCAUCUUCACUCACCAGGUGAACCUCAACAGGAAGACUUGAGUAAGUCAAGGGAAGGAGCCAGGAAGAAAAGUCAGGCUACUUGGUGGACUGAGGGGAGGCGGGUGCAGCCAGAAGGAGCUCAGGCAGGGCUGCAGCACAGGAGGGGCCCCAGGGCCAGGGGGCUGGGCAGGGCCUUAUGGCUGAGCAUUUCUGGGUUCUACUUCUCCCCCAUCUAGCCUUGGAGCAUAAGAUUAACAGAGAGAGAGGGACUGUGGGGAAAUGACUUAUCCAAGACCACAUGGGUUACGAGCUAGAGGACAAGGUUUGCACUGAAGUCACCAUCCAACCCUGGCUUCCAGGUCAAAUGUAGCAUGCCCAUUCACGUGCACAGGCACAAGGCCAUGACCUUCGGUCUUCACACUACUUGGGAAGCUUCACCUGUGGAAGAUGAACUUCCUUCCUUGCUCAUGUCUGAAAGCUUGGCCAGAGAAGCCUUUGGUUAAAACAAUGGAACUUGUGAUGUGAAGUGUGCUUGCUUAGCUUUGGGUUUGCAAUAAAGGACAUGUGGAUUUCCCCUGUGCA